Messenger RNA from Amphibalanus amphitrite, 2008 nucleotides. RefSeq names its product glutamate-gated chloride channel subunit beta-like. NCBI's taxonomy places the organism in Eukaryota, Metazoa, Arthropoda, Thecostraca, Balanomorpha, Balanidae. The coding region runs from base 263 to 1753 and encodes 496 amino acids. Gene Ontology annotation, molecular function: extracellular ligand-gated monoatomic ion channel activity; transmembrane signaling receptor activity; chloride channel activity. The record is from RefSeq and is a predicted model, not a curated record. The transcript has a single exon. Gene Ontology annotation, biological process: chemical synaptic transmission; regulation of membrane potential; signal transduction. Gene Ontology annotation, cellular component: membrane; synapse; neuron projection.
UAGCAAGAACACAGAAGAGAAAAAGCACAUGCACUGCUAGGUGUGUCUUAAAUUUAAGAAAUUUAAGUUUGAAAUUUGGGUUUUAAGCUUCAGAGGCUUGUUGGGACCUAUCAAUAGAAAUUUGAUGAUGAUGCAGGUAAAACGUAUACCUAAUCGCAAGCGAAGAUCUUUAAAGCAUGUAAGAAGUGUUGCGUCUUUUGCUUUUAUCUUCUGUGUCGAUAUCAACUUUAAAUGACGAUAACACAGAAGCUGAUAAAUCACGAUGAUUUUCAUCAUAUUUAUUUUUUGCUUAACGGAUUUUUCAGCCGUCAACUGUGAUGAUUUCAUACCAGCAAAUUAUUCCAAAGACUUACCACCGGAGCCUGUGGAGGAAGACGGACGGCACCAUGUAAAUAUAUCUGUUCAGUUUAUUAACUUCAUGGAUGUUAAUGAAUUAGACGGGUUUAUACAAUUUUCUUGCUUCUUCCGAGUAGUUUGGAUUGACUCGCGGCUGGGCCUUCAAAAUACAUCAAGAAAUUUUCCACUACGAAUUCCAGAAGAUGUUGCUGAUAUGCUAUGGCGACCGGAUGUUGUCACUGAAAACGUGCGACAAGUUGUCAGAAACGGCAUCAUCAAGCCCACGAUUUACACAGGCAGAUUUUGGGGACAGAAGAUGUUCGCUUCAAAGUACUUGUCCCUGCGAAUCGGCUGCUCAUUCCAGUACCAAGGCUAUCCUCUCGACGUUCAAGUGUGUCGUCUCCAUUUUACUGAUAUCGGCAUGACCAUAGACGACAUUUACUUAGGGUGGAACAUACCCUCGUACAACCUGGAACCAAACACAUUUCUCACGUUCCAGGACCGCUUCAAGAUGAGACUUUGCGAGGAUAAGAGGAACCCUGUGCGCCGCACCAAGCUCGGAAAACAUCCUCAAAAGACGCUGUUUAUCAUCUUAGAGCGCAACAACAUGACGUACGUUGUGCAGCUGUUUCUACCGAGCAUUUUGUUCAUACUAGUUGCGUGGCUGAGCAUUCUUGUGCCGCCCACUAUGUUGCGCACGCGUCUUUUGCUCAACAGCACAAACUUGCUGACGGUGCUAUCCAUGUUCGUGGCCGUCUCCCACGCAGAAUCUACCUACAUCCCCAAGGUCAGCUACCUGACGGCUCUCAGUCUCUGGAUGUUCGUCUGCGUGGCGUUCGUCUUCAGCUCGAUGCUGGUCGUCAUCUUCGACAUCCGUCUGAUCGCGAUGUUGACGCAGCCGGCGGAGAAGCAGCGCGUCCGGAAGCUGGUGCUGGGCGUGUACCAGCGCCGGCGCAGCACGCGCCAGGGCUUCCAGUCGGUGGCCGACCUGGUGGAGGAGGAGGAGGCCGAAAACGCCUCGGCCGCCGCCGCCAUCGAGCGGCUGCGCAAGAUGCACAAGACGUCCAUCAAAGACGAGGAGGGCGACAUCUUCAUGGACGCCUCCAGCCAGUCGGUGGCCGCGCCGGACGUCGCCGAGAAGAAGGAGGUGGAGGGUCGACUGCGCCACCGGCGCCACCUCUGGCUGGAGCUGACCGCCUUCUACGAGCGCAUGUACCUGCUGGCGUUCCCGUCUCUGUUCACCGUGUUCAUGGUGGCGUUCUUCUGGUACUACCGGCGCCGGAAGCAGCUGAGUCUGGCGCACCUGCUGGACGUGGUGCGCGCCUCGGACGCCGAGCCGCGCGCCCCGGACGCCGAGCCCGGCUGCUGGUGCACCGACCACGACGACUGGCCCGGCUGCAUGCCGCAAGACCAGUAGCCGAGACGGCGCCGACCGGCCGAGGCGGCGCCGGCCGGCGGACGGGUCGCAGCCGACCGGCCGACCAAAGUCGGCCUUCAGAGCGGAGCCUUGCGGUGAUUUGGGCAUGCGCUCAUAAGUCAUAAGAAAUGUUUGAAACUUGUGCCUGUUUAACGCAGCGUUGCGCUGUUGUAUGAUAGAAAUUCAUUCUUGUACAUAUGUACAUACAUGCAUACAGGGCUCAUGCUGUCAUGGAUCCCGAAUGCCUUUUACCGA